Messenger RNA from Lytechinus variegatus (green sea urchin), 523 nucleotides. RefSeq lists its product as uncharacterized. NCBI's taxonomy places the organism in Eukaryota, Metazoa, Echinodermata, Echinoidea, Temnopleuroida, Toxopneustidae. The record is from RefSeq and is a predicted model, not a curated record. Bases 71 to 517 code for a protein of 148 amino acids. The transcript is spliced from 4 exons. Gene Ontology annotation, cellular component: membrane.
ACUUUAGGAGAGCAAUCCGAGAGUGCAGGUAUUUCUCUAGGCAGUUCAAAAAGAUUGUUAUUUCUUCAGAAUGGCCACCAAGGAAGAAAACAUGAAAAAUGACACGAAAAUGCCCAUCACCGGCUAUGGAUACACAGAGUAUUCUGGCAACCCUCCACAAACGAAUUACGUCACAACCGGAGCCCCGCCUUCUCACCAAUCAGUUGAUACCAAUUAUACCGCACUGCAAGUGGAUCACAAUGUUCCACAUAACCAUGGAAUUGUCAGACAGGCUCCCUCGCAGCAACCUAUUCGAGAUUAUACUGCAUUUGCUGUCAUCGUCACAACUUUGUGCUGCGUACCAUUUGGCAUUGUGGGAAUAAUCAGAGCAUCUGAGGCGAGAAACAAGCGCAGCCUAGGAGACGAUGAGGGCGCCAGAAAGGCUGCUCAGAGUGCAUACAGAUGGUCCUUGAGCGGUCUCAUUAUUGGAUCUAUGAUUUUGAUAGUCUUUUAUGCAGUACGUUCUAUGGAAGCUUAAAAGUGC